AUGGCGGAAAUGCAGAAUGAGAACCCCACGAUCCUUAAUGCGGCGGAUCUCCCCACGCGGCUGAGGCCUACUGCGACUCCCAAGGGGAGGGAGUACGGCGGGAUUUUCACAUCGCUCCCCCUCCCCGUAGACUUCCUGGAGAGCGCCCCAACGUCAGAUUCCGAGGAUGACAAUCUACUGGAGGAGCCCAUUGACGAACAAGAAGUCUAUGCGCACUCACCCUGGUCAGAUCUCAUCUCGUCAAUCUCGGAUCCGGAGCACCCUAUCUCCCUCGGUGAACUAGCUGUUGUAUCUCUUCCAGACAUUUCAAUCAAGCCAACCCUCCCGGAUGUGCCGGAAUCGCCUCUUCAGACCAUCACGGUGCUCAUCACCCCCACGAUUACGCACUGUAGCUUGGCAACGGUCAUUGGGCUUGGAGUCCGCGUGCGCCUCGAGCAGUCACUACCCUCACGCUUUCGAAUGGAUGUGCGCAUCAAGGAAGGUACACACAGCACAGGCGACGAAGUGAACAAGCAACUGGCGGACAAGGAGCGAGUUGCCGCGGCCCUGGAAAACGGUGCGCUAAUGGGGGUGAUUGCCAAGAUGAUGGAGACCUGCCACUAA
Penicillium nucicola is the source of this 603-nucleotide messenger RNA. RefSeq names its product iron-sulfur cluster assembly protein CIA2. Gene Ontology annotation, biological process: iron-sulfur cluster assembly. The coding region runs from base 1 to 603 and encodes 200 amino acids. Lineage: Eukaryota; Fungi; Ascomycota; Eurotiomycetes; Eurotiales; Aspergillaceae. The transcript has 2 exons. The record is from RefSeq and is a predicted model, not a curated record.